CUAAACUUUAACUUUAUAAAUCUCUCUCUCUCUCAUCUCUCUUUCUCUCUCUCUCUCUAUAUACCUUCAUAUUUUUCAAUAUAUCUUCUUCUAUAUUCUCUAGUACUCUCUACUCAGAUUCCUCACAAGAAAAAAAAAAUAAAAAAUAAAAAAUCAUCAAAUUAAAACCACAAACCUCUUAUCAUCAUCAUCAUCAUCAUCUUCAAUAUCUGAAAUGGCUUACAACAACAACAACAACAGCAACAACAAUGUUAAUAAUUCGAUAUCGAUGUCGAUGUCGAUGUCGGUUUCUUCUCCGGGGAGAAAAAUGGGAAGAGGAAAGAUUGAGAUAAAGAGAAUUGAAAACACAACAAAUAGACAAGUCACUUUUUGUAAAAGAAGAAAUGGUUUGUUGAAAAAAGCUUAUGAACUCUCUGUUUUGUGUGAUGCUGAAGUUGCUCUUAUUGUCUUCUCUAGCCGUGGACGCCUUUAUGAGUAUGCAAAUCAAAGUGUGAAAUCAACAAUUGAUAGGUACAAAAAGGCAUCCUCUGAUACUUCUAAUACUGGAUCAGUUUCUGAAGUUAAUGCCCAGUUCUAUCAGCAAGAAGCUGCAAAAUUACGUGGUCAAAUUGAGUCUUUGCAGAAAGGAAUCAGAGAGUUGCUUGGUGAGUGUAUAGACAGUGCAAAACCAAGAGAUCUUAAAAAUCUGGAGAGUAAAUUAGAGAGAGGAAUUAGCAGAAUUCGAUCCAAAAAGAAUGAGCUACUCUUUGCUGAAAUUGAGUACAUGCAGAAAAGGGAAAUUGAUUUGCACAACAACAACCAACUUCUACGAGCAAAGAUAGCUGAGAAUGAGAGGAACCAAAGCAUGAGUAUGAAUAUGAACAUGAACAUAAAUAUGAACAUGAAUGUUGGUACAAGCAGCUAUGGUCAUCAUCAUGAACUAAUUCAUCAAAAUCAUAAUAAUAACAAUGAUCAUAAUAAUAAUAAUAAUAAUAAUAAUGAUGAUGAGGGUGCAGCAUCAGUUGUGGUACACCAGCAACCAGGAAAUUAUUUCCAAGUCAAUGCUUUACAACCAAAUAACAAUCACUACUCACGCCAAGAUCCCACCAUGGCUCUUCAAUUAGUCUAAAUAUGGUGGUGGGAUCAAAAGAAGAAGUGAUACUUUUGUGCUGCAAAUGGUGAUAAUUUGAUGCCUAGAAAUGCAUGCAUGUAUUUCUCAACUUUAUAUAUAAAUAUAUAUCUAUAUAGCUAAAUCUAUGUAUAAGCAAUUUGCUCUAAGUGCAGGACCUAAUAAAUAUAUAUAUGAUAUAUAUAUAUAUAUAUAUAUAUAUAUAUAUAUAACUGUAAGUCUCUCUAAUAGCUACCACAAUAUGUAGUGCAUAUAUGGCCAAUUAAUUUGUGAUAUUGGUCAUGGAUAAUAUUAUAUCUACUUAAUUUGUCUGUAUAAUUAUAUAUAUAAUGCUUCAAACUUUUUUUGUGAGAGAUGAUAUAAUUAUUAUAAUUAGUAACAACUUAUAUUUAUAUUU
Molecule: messenger RNA, 1505 nt
Organism: Cannabis sativa
Lineage: Eukaryota; Viridiplantae; Streptophyta; Magnoliopsida; Rosales; Cannabaceae
Product: floral homeotic protein AGAMOUS
Exons: 9
Coding region: 215-1108 (297 amino acids)
Biological process (GO): positive regulation of transcription by RNA polymerase II
Cellular component (GO): nucleus
Molecular function (GO): protein dimerization activity; DNA-binding transcription factor activity, RNA polymerase II-specific; RNA polymerase II cis-regulatory region sequence-specific DNA binding
Source: RefSeq, a predicted model, not a curated record